This is a messenger RNA of Paramecium sonneborni, 1739 nucleotides long. NCBI's taxonomy places the organism in Eukaryota, Ciliophora, Oligohymenophorea, Peniculida, Parameciidae. The record is from the annotation of a GenBank genome assembly.
AUGGGAGCAGGAUAAUCAUCUAAUAAAAACUGUAAGAAAUCUUUAAUUAAUUGCUUAUAAAUGCUUGUCGAAGAUGUUGAAUUUUAUGUAGAUAAAGAAUUUCUUGAUUAAUUAAAGAACAUAUCUAUUUCUUUUUCUAGCAAAUUCGAAAAAAAUCGGUAACAUUUUGUUUACAAUUUUAUAGCAAGAAAGUAAUCGAUCUUCUUAAAUAAUCGAUACCACCAUAAAUUACUCUUUUUGAAGAUGUUUUACUAAAUUACGCAAGUACUGUGUUCUAGUGUUCUUUAAUUAGAAAUAACAAUAAUAAAUAAAAAAAAAUAAAGGAGAUCAAUAUGGAUAAAGAGUUCGUUAAAACUUUUAGAUUAAUGAACUUUUCAAGUUUAAAAGAUUAAUAUGAUAAUUUUUAUUAAAAUAGCUUAGUCCUUCUAAAAUAAGGUUUAUAAAGCUAUUGCAGUUUGGCUGAUUAAAUUAUCAAAGAACUAAAUUAAAAUCUAGAUGUUUAAUGUCAAGUUUAUGUUUUGAUUUGGGAACACUUUCAAAAUCAUCUAUGUAAAUUAUCCAAUUCAGAUAUUUAUGAUCUUUAACCAUUGAAUGAAUUUUUUAAUGAGCAUUAUGCAACAAUCAAUCCCCCUUUAAAAAUUGAAACUAUAGGUGGAAAAUUAUGGGGAACAUACGUAUAAUAAUUAAACAUUGAUUAUAUUAAAAAAUAAUUUGAAAAUGUUAGAAGAGAUCGAACCCAAAAAAAAAUUAGUUUAUUUUAAGUCAUUAACGCCUUAAUUGAUUUGAAUAUUGAUGCUGCUCAUCUUUAAUGGAUAGGUGAUAGUAAUUUCUAAUUUUAUGGAAAGCUUAAAGAAUUAAUCGAUUUCAUCAUUAAUGAUACUGAAAUUUUUUUUGAUGAAUUAAAUUAAUAAUCAAAAGGAGAUCUAAUUUUAUUCUUAGAUUUAUGGGAAAAAGAUGAUAAUUUUAUGAAAUCAAUACUUCCAACUUGGAUUUGUGAAAAUAAACUAAAUACUAAAUUUUUUACCUAUUUUGAAUAAAAAAUCUAAGAAAAGAUUAAAUUGUUGUAAACAAGUUAAUAAAAAAAUCUUAUAGAGAGAUAUUCUAAGCAAUUCUGUGAAAUAGACUUCGAAAAUUAAUUACAAUAUGCAAAAGAAAGUUUAGAAUCAACUUAUUUUUAAUUUGAAAAUUUCUAAUUGCAAAGCCUUGAUUCAACUUUAUAGCUUAUGAUUAAAUAGUUGAAAUCUGAAAAAUAGUUUAGUAGUAUUAUUUUAGCUAGUGAAAAAACAUAAUAAGGACCUAGUGAUUUAUUGAUUCAAUAAAAUUCAAAUAUUUUAUCAGAAAUCAAUGUUCAUCAUAUUUAAUCUAAUAUUUUAGAUUCAUCAGAUGGAGAUAUAUUUGAAUCAAAAUAAUCAAAAUUAAAUAUUAUGAGCCCAGAAGAUGAAAUUGCUGAAAUAUGUUAAAAAUUUGAUCAUAAGAAGAAUACAAUAUAAUUAAAUAUUUUAUAGAGAGAUCAAAAAAUAAAACUUAGAAAUAGAAAUUUAUAACCAAUAAAUUAAGACUUAAGAGAAGUUUUUAGUUUCGUUCAUUCUAUAUCAUAAUAAUAAGUAGAUAAAUUAGUGGACUUCUUGUUUGACAAUAAACAUAAAGAAAAUAACUUCAUAAAUAAUCAAUAGUUUUUAAAUUAAGAUCACUUUCGAGGAUCUAUUGCAGCUGAACUACUUUUUUUAUUGGAGAAAUGA